Messenger RNA from Emericellopsis atlantica, 1564 nucleotides. RefSeq names its product Gti1/Pac2 family-domain-containing protein. The coding region runs from base 187 to 1329 and encodes 380 amino acids. Gene Ontology annotation, molecular function: DNA binding. The record is from RefSeq and is a predicted model, not a curated record. Lineage: Eukaryota; Fungi; Ascomycota; Sordariomycetes; Hypocreales; Bionectriaceae. The transcript has 2 exons.
ACGACUCCUUGAAACGCCCAAACAGUCACUCGGACACGAAUUACACGAGGCUAUACAUGGUCGUCUGCAAACCCGUUCUCGCGCUCUUGUCACCGUAAACCACCUCCAAAUCGCAACAGAACAUAAGUUUGCAGCGCAGAACUUGGCAUCAUAGUGUGGCGCACCCUGCCAGACAUCGACGCAGCAAUGGAAACAUAUCACGGCGUGAUCCGGUCCCCCGCGGACGCAAUCCGGCUGUUCGAGGCCUGCCGACUUGGACAUCUCCCUCGAGUCCAGCGACGAUUAUCGGAAAAAGAGCGCCAGGGUAUUCGAUCUGGCUCUGUGUUCGUCUGGGAUGAGCGGGAAGCUGGGAUGCGCCGCUGGACGGAUGGCAAGUCGUGGAGUGCCAGCCGCGUGUCAGGUAGCUUCCUGACCUACCGCGAGAUGGAGGGAAAGCGAGGCGGCGGCUUCAGCACUGCAAAGAGGAGUUCCAAAUCCGAGAACGGUCGCGACAGUGACGAGAACCAUGAUGACGGCGAGCCCGAAGGGUACCGGUACAAAGCCGACGGCCUCAUGAAGCAGUCGUUCAGCAUCACCACCUCGACCGGCCAGCACCUGCACCUCAUUGCGUACUACUCGCGGCCUGUUUCGGGACAGCCAGAGCUCAAGCAGCCCACCACCGACCCCAAUCUGCGCAACUUCACUCCCGUCAAGGGCAUGUACCCCGAGACGAGCAUCGGCGACUCGCACCUCACCCCUGCAUUGACCCGUGUGCCAAUGCACCACACACCCGCCUACGCUGCGCAGCAGCAUUACCCUCCUCAGCCAUACCCUCCCCAGUAUGGCCAGCCCGCCUAUGGCUGGCCGCACGGCGCCCACCAGUACAGCCACAUGUACCAGCCCGGAGUGCCCAUGCCCCCUCACAUCGUCUCGCACGCCCAGUCACCUCAUCCUACCUUCCCUGCUCCUCACUAUGAGCACGGAACUCUGCUGCCUCCUCCCCAGCGGAGGACUUAUCCGUCCCCUCCUCGCCAGCACGACUCGCCUUUGCAGAACGUGUCCUCUGGCGACUCCCGACUCAACACGCUAGGUCAUGGCCCUCUACCAGCCCUCAACGCCGUGACAGCUGGCGCCCCCGGGACAUCUAUCGCGGCUGAGGCGCCUCCGAGCCGUGGGAACAGCAUCAGCCCCCCUCAGAGCUCGCACUCUGACGCCGCGCCCCGGACCAAGCUGCCCCAGCUGCUCAAUUCCCAGACUCUGCCUGCGCCCAGCGAGCCGCAUGUCAGGGGAGAGGACUCACGGGCGCUGCAGAUGUUGAAUCGUUCGGCUUUCAGGCAAAUGAUUUCCUAAGAGGGUGCCGGAUGCGAGGUCUGAUUGAUUUAUGAGCGCGGCGUUGGGCGGGAAACCAAACCUCGGACGAGGUCGCAUUGCAUGGUCCACUUAUUAGAUUUGGUAGCGAAUUUGGAACUUUAAAGAUAAAUUUUGCUCCAAACUACAAUGAAAGAACCGUAGUUCGCGAGUAAUAUGGUGACGCCCUUGGCGUGAAAGACGUUGAACAGAGCAGACGUACUUCAUCCGCAACCGG